GGUGGUCGGACUCCUCCUCUUUCUCCUCCUCCUCCUCCUCCUCUUUCUUCUCCUCCUCUUUCCCUCCUGGUUCAGUUUGGUUCAGUGUUGUGAACUGGGCUAACGGAUCCCUCAGACUGGGCUGCCAGGCGGCAGGUGGAGGAGGCGGGGAGGAGCCAGGGCUGCUGGGAAAACAGAAGAGGUGCUGUGGAGGACUGUGUGGACUGGGACUCCUAGAACUGGGAAUAAUGGGAGCCACGUAUGGAAAGAAGAAGGCCUACACCAUCGACCAUGAGCCGCCGCCGAAGCAGCCGUGUGUGAAAAAUGGAAAGCACCCAAACGGCAGAGCCUCGGCGUACGCAGACCUGCAGCAGCAUCGGUCCGAUGGCGUCCACAGGAGGCCAUCCCCUGUGUCCGCUUACGUCCCUCCGCCAGAUUACCUGGAAGGAGACGAGAACGACGACCUGAUCAAACCCAAAAAACUGGUGAAUCCUGUCAAAGCGUCCAGGAGUCAUCAGGAGCUUCACCGAGAACUGCUGAGCAACUGCAAACGGGGCGGAGUCAGCGUGGAGAUGAAGCCGGAGCUUCAGCGGGUUCUGGAGUCGAGGAAACGGGAUCAGCUGAUCAAACAAAGGAAACAGGAAGAUGAAGCACGAAGGAAAGUUUCACCUCUGGAGGCGGAGCUACAGAAGAGACACAAGAAACUGGAGGAGAUGGAGCAGCAGCAGCUGAAGCAGCAGGAGGAAAACCUCCGAGCUCCAGAGUUCGUCAAAGUCAAGGAGAACCUGAGAAGGACGUCGUUCCAUGAAAAAGACGAGAAGGAGGUGUAGAGGCGGAGCUCCUGCCCUGGAGGAGGACACCAACUGAGCCGACCGUCCAAUCAGAGGAUGGACGACGGACUGAAGUAGACGAGCCGUUCUGAUGCUGACGAACGGCGAGUGGCAGGAGGCGGAGCCUAAAGUAAAAAACAGGAAGCUGGCGAUUAACGAAACAGCGGCUGGGGUGGACACACCAUACGGGAUGGAGACGGUUACCAUGGAGAUGACAGUCCAUGAUGAUGGAAGUAUUUACCAUAGUACCACAGUGGAGAUGUCAUUACUGGAUGAUGGAGGUGGUUACCAUGGAGACGACAGUACUGAACAAUGGAGGAUGUUACCAUGAAGAUGACAGUACAGGACGUUGGAGGCGGUUACCAUGGAGAUGACAGGCAGAUGUGUGACUGUAUAUUUGAUGAUACAUUAGAAGAUGAGUGAUGUUUGUAAUGUUUUUAACAUCUACUUUAGAUUCAACAGAAGAUCUACAGCUUCAGCUGAGUCACAAAAGUAGUAAACGGAAUGGAAAAACUAAAAAAACAAAAUCCAACCAGAAUAGAAACAGAUCACAGAGAUGUGGAAGCAUCAGGUCACACUGAGAACAGAAAAAUUAGGACAAAUGUUGAUUUAACGAGAAUAAAGUCAUAACAUUAUAAGAAAGUCAUAAUAUUAAAAAGUCUGGAGGAAACAUCCAUAGUGAGAAAAAGUCAUUAUGAAAAAAGUCCGAACAAAUUUAUAAUAUCACACAAAAAAAAGUGUAAGACAAGUAUUACAGAAGAAAGUCAUAAGAAAAAGUCUUAAAAAGUCAAAAGAAAACAGAUUACAAAAAAUGAUGAGAGGUAGUAUUAGUAUAAUAUUAUUGUGAAAGUCAUGAGAGCAAAGUUUUAAUGUUAGGAAAGAAGUCAUGAGAGAAAAUGUUACUAAAAUAUUUAAUGAGAAGAAUUAAUAUUACAAAUAAAGCCAUGAUAUUAUGAAAAAGUCAUGAGAUAAAAUAAUAUUAAAAUAAGUAUUUAAUAAAUAUUUAAUAAACCCUGUGUGAUUAAAUAACUCGAAACCUUGAACAGCAGCAGAUGCAUUUGGGUCGGCUGGGAAUUUUGACAACUCUGAAUAUUAAAAGUAGAGAAUGUCUUAAUUCUGUCAUUUUUAGACUUUAUUGUUGUUGAAUCUGAAAAAUGACUCGUGUUAUUUCUGACGGUCCGUCUCCUGUUCGUCGCCUCCUGUCGUCUUUUUGUCUGCAGGUCAAAGGUCAGCUGUGAUCUUGUGAUCAAUGUUAAUCUUGAACAUUUAACAUGAGAUGUUUGACACGUUCAUUCUGUAAAUCAGUUGAAAUGUUUCUGAACACGACUUCAUUUUGAAGGUUUUUUUCUCAUUUUAUAAAAAGAGCUAAAGAUUUUAACUGUUAACUUCAGUAAAGUCUCAUUUCUGCUGCAGAUUUCUGAUCAUAAAUAUUAAAAAGUGUAUAUUUGUCUGCAUUUCAUUUGAGCUUUUUGUCGUUUUCCUCCUUCACAGUAAAUGUACACAGAUAUGAAUCAUUUUACAGUUUAUUCUUCUGGAUGUUCAGUGGUAAAGCUGUGGUUUUUCACAGGUUUUUUUCAUUAUCGAUACAGAAAAUGCCUUUUUUUAAGAGUUUUUAUGUAAAAUCCCACUUUGGUUUGUUUGUAUUGUUAUAACUGUGAUUUUAUUUCAGUCUUAUUAUGUUUAAUGACGUGUUGGAAUCAGUCAAGCAUUUAUUUAAUAACUUUUAGUGGCCAAAACUCAAAGCUUUAUUUAACAUUAGUGUAAAAGCAGCUUCAUGUCAGAUUUUAUUGUUUAAGUAUCUGUGUAACAUCAGACUUCUGUGCUGAAAAAAAAUCAAAUAAAUUUAACAAGAAUAAUUAGACUGUAAGAAUCAUGACUCUACUUUAUUUCCAUAGAGUUUAAUGAUCUGACGCCUUAAUGAGGAAAACUCUUUAAAGUCUUUAUAUUUAAUUCUAUAUGAUAUUUUCUAUUUAAUUCUGUUUUGACUGGACCAGUGUGUUGUUUUAAAUGUUCAGUUGUUUUAAUAUUAUUAUUUAUCACAAUAAAUAAACUAAUCU
Messenger RNA from Sphaeramia orbicularis (orbiculate cardinalfish), 2866 nucleotides. RefSeq names its product protein FAM107B. Gene Ontology annotation, cellular component: neuron projection; stress fiber; synapse. NCBI's taxonomy places the organism in Eukaryota, Metazoa, Chordata, Actinopteri, Kurtiformes, Apogonidae. Gene Ontology annotation, biological process: actin filament polymerization; actin filament bundle assembly; regulation of actin cytoskeleton organization. The transcript is spliced from 5 exons. The record is from RefSeq and is a predicted model, not a curated record. The coding region runs from base 228 to 809 and encodes 193 amino acids.